GCACUUUCCUCUGAUUGGAUGGCCGACGUCACGUUCCCUCCGAUGGUCGUGUUUACAUCCAGAACUGGGGGAACUGAAGAAACGCAAUAUUUACCCGGAUACAUCGAUACGGGAAAUCUAUGAAACGUCUUGAUAUCAACUCUCUUGGCCAACAUUUAAACUUGUUUUCGGGCGAGCUGCUAAACUGCGCCACGUUUGGCUCGCUCGCAGAGGGAGGAGGAUGGGUGGGGUGGUGAGUGCGGGGGAGGACAAUGAUGAGCUCAUUGACAACCUGAAGGAGGCGCAGUACAUCCGCUCGGAGGCUGUGGAGCAGGCCUUCCGCGCCGUGGACCGCGCCGACUACUACCUGGGCGAGUUCCGGGACAGCGCCUACAAGGACCUGGCCUGGAGGCACGGCAACAUCCACCUGUCAGCGCCCUGCAUCUACUCGGAGGUGAUGGAGGCGCUGGAGCUCAGGCCCGGCCUCUCCUUCCUCAACCUGGGCAGCGGCACGGGGUAUCUCAGCACCAUGGUGGGCCUGAUCCUGGGGCCGUUCGGGGUAAACCACGGAGUGGAGCUGCACCCCGAUGUGAUCGAGUACGCGUACGAGAAGCUGGACUUCUUCAUCAAGAACAGCAAGAGCUUCGACAGCUUCGAGCUGUGCGAGCCCUGCUUCGUGGCGGGGAACUGCCUGGAGAUCGCCCCGGAGACGCAGCAGUACGACCGGGUGUACUGCGGCGCCGGUGUGCAGCGCGACCACGAGGACUACAUGAGGAGGCUACUGCGCGUGGGCGGCAUCCUGGUGCUGCCACUGGAGGACAAGUUGACGAAGAUCCGCAGGACGGGGUACAACAGCUGGGAGACCAAGAAGAUCAUCGCUGUGUCCUUCGCUCCUCUGGUGCUGCCCAAGCACCCAGAGAACAGCAGCCCAGAGCCAGUACCCCUACCCUCCAUGUUCGAGGUGCGGGCGCUCCAGGACCUGGCCCGCAUCUCCAUCCGCCACGUCCUGACGGAGGCCCCGCCGCCCCGAGUCCUGCCCAAGAGGAGGCUCCUGUCGGGGGGGCCGGCGGCGGCGCUGCGGCCGCGGAUCCUCCCCCAGCAGCAGCAGCUGGCCCGCGCCGUGUUGGCCAACCGCUACACCUUCGUCAGCCGCCUGCUCCCCGAGCCCCUGGACCGGGGCCCGGCCUACAGCGCCAGGGAGGCCUGGGAGGAGGACGAGGAGAGGGAGGACGACGAGGAGGACGACGAGGGGCGGGAGACGGACUGCCGGGCGUCGGAGCGGUUGAGCCGCGUGGAGGAGGAGGAGCAGCAGGAGGAGGAGGAGGAGCAGCAGCGGCGGGAGGCCGGGGCGCUCCUGCAAGAGUCCCCCGUGAACCGGCUCAGGGAGCAGAUACUGGGGCUGCCACUGCCCGAGCCCCUGAAGAUGUACCUCCUGCACUACCGGGAACAGUAAGGGGGCGGGGCCAGGUGGGGGCGGGGCGGGGGGGAGGUCCUCGCUCUUAAAGCGUGAACAUUGGGAGCUUUCAGCGAAAGCGCCGGAUGCUACGUUGGGCGUUCCGAUUAUUAUGUAGCUCAGAAAAAAAAAACUCUGAGACGCCGACAAUUCGUUUUUCCCUCCAUGUUUAGAUGGAAAUCCUGAGCGGUCCGCUACGCCCAGGGUAGCAUUUAGCUAGGUUGGGUUACAGCGCUCAACUCCGUAGGAAAACUUUGCUACGCUGGCAUCUCCAAGGCUGAAACCUCAUCUAGUGUUCACUGCUUAAAGCCCUAUUUUCUAUUAUGGGGAGUCAAAUAAGAGAUGUCCAUCAGUCUAUCGAUGUACAGAUACCUCCUCCACAACCGGGAACAGUGAAGUUAUACUUCUGCGUCGAAUAGCUGCCGUAGGCUCUCUAUGCCGGUGUUUUCAUUAAUGGUUCUUGGUUGUUGAUUCUGAGUGCUGAGAGUCACAGAUUCAGUGGCAUCUGGUGAUCUUUAUGUAUUUACAGAUUAACAUAUAUGGGAACCUAGAACCGAUUACUCGUUCAUAAAUGAACUGGAAAACAACAAAGUUAUGAUUGACGCAGAGGUAUAAUGUACAACAAAGUUGAAGUACCAUUGAACACGAUUCUCAGUCACAUAGAUGUAGCUUAUCCACUACUGGGAACAGUUAGGGCCAAAAAGAUAGUUGAUAAAAGUUCUCCCUAAUUCCCUCUCUUGGAUUAAUAAAGUACAUCUUAUCUUAUCUGAAACAAGCUCAAACCGCCCCCUAUGUUAGUGUGGGUCUUAUAGAACCAGUUCUGCAAGGUUUAGUUUUUGGCAUGGAUUUCACCGACCCACUUUUUCAAGGUGGAGGAAACAUGAUCAGAAUGAAUGGCAGAAACCAUCUUUCUAAAUUUGCCUUAGCCCCGCCCCCUGAAAUGUCUGAUUGGCGCUCAAACAGAUAUGGUUUUGUAGUAGCCAAUGUCAGGGAAUGGAACUAACACUACCAGCCAAUCACCAGCCAGUGGCUCAUUAAUAUGAAUUAAAGCAUCCAAAUUGCUCCAAGUGGAGAGGGAGUUCCCUCCAACAAUUUCAGGUAUAAAACUGUAACAGAAGUUAUUUCUUAGGUAGUCAUUGUGUAAGAAUCAUUUCAUAAUUACACACAAUACGAAUGAUGGUUGUUCUAUUGACGCACAAUCACUUCUGGUUUUAUGGAACACUCAGCUAUAUAUACAAAUAUUGGACAAACAUGGAUAGUAAGACUCAAGUCUCCUUGGAAAAAAAAUGGAUUGAAAGUGACUUAUCAAAGAAUUGUGUCCAUAAUCGUAUCAGUCCAUCUUGUGUGGCUUGUUCAGCCCUGCGGGGAAUCGCUUUACGGUUGCUUUAUCAUAAACCUCGACAAAGAUGUUGGGGAAUGUGUGGCUUAUUUAUUCAUCGUUGUUAUAAUUUAUAGUGUUCGACAAGCUCACGAAUUUGCCUUGAGUUUACCGUUCAAAUGUGUCGCGUAUUGGAAAAAAUUGUCACAGCUACGUCCUUAUUCCAGAGUUCCCCGUCCUGAGACUACUUCUUUAGCUCCCCUGUUUCUCGCUCUAAUCAUGGCUGUCCCAGCUCCCUUCAUUCAGCCCUCAGUUACACCUCAACAUUCCCCUGACGGCAAGCUCUUAGAGGAAAACCAAACCCUAGAACUACUUGUUCAGGAUGAAAAGGAAUCAGUAGUAAUGAUACAGAGUUCACAAUGUCGACUUUAAUGCACAAAGUAAAAGCAAACAGUGGAUAAGUUGUAAAUAUGGACUCAAUUGCCCGCCAUAGGUUAAACGCAUGCCAUUGCAUGAGUUAACCUUGAUUGCUCGUUUUGGGGGACCAGCUGCCGUCCAUACAUUUUUGGUUGAUAUGGUAACGUCUAAUUUGAUGUUGAGGGACUGGCAGAGGUCUACGCGAAGGAGUUUUAUAAGGGUUGAUCGUUGGCGAUACCUCAAAUUGGUAAUUUGGUUUUCCUUUAAAUCCUAGUGCCAUCCAUCUGGUCUGUAAAUAAACCAUUUCCCUGCACACAUAGUGUACCCUGCCUAUUGAGAAUGCCUUUACACAAAUGUGUACACAAAUAAAAUAAUGUGACAUAAAGAAACCAUAAAAUAAAGGAGCUCUUACUGGAUUUUACAAAUUGUGCAUGUUUUUAUUUACCUCUUUCUACUCCAAUGUUUGAUAGCCGUGUAUAUCCCCAAAUCUUUAUCAGUUGUUAUAAAUGUAUGUGGGCAAUUUGAAAUGACAGUCUGUCCACAGUACGCAUCUGCCAGGACAACAGAAUUAUAAAUUUCAAAGAUAAGACUGUAUAGUAUGUAUGUUGAGACCAACCUGUAUGUUCAGGUUGGUCUCAAUUCGAUUCAAGAACAGUUCUGAGCAGUACAGCAGAAGACCCAAGUGGUUUGGUUUUCUGUCAUAAAAUAAUAAAAAUCUUGUUCGGUGUAAUCCUUGUGUAGGAGGUUCAUUGAACACCAGUUCUGCUUAAUGAUAGAAACACAUUUGUGGUCGAGUCAUUCGUUGUAUUUUAGAAAGACUGCGGUGUUAAAUGUUUGCCUCAAUAAAGGUUUUCAACUUCUAAGCAGCA
This is a messenger RNA of Gadus morhua (Atlantic cod), 4036 nucleotides long. RefSeq names its product protein-L-isoaspartate (D-aspartate) O-methyltransferase domain containing 2a (gene pcmtd2a). Gene Ontology annotation, biological process: protein modification process. Gene Ontology annotation, cellular component: cytoplasm. The transcript has 6 exons. The record is from RefSeq and is a predicted model, not a curated record. Lineage: Eukaryota; Metazoa; Chordata; Actinopteri; Gadiformes; Gadidae. Gene Ontology annotation, molecular function: protein-L-isoaspartate (D-aspartate) O-methyltransferase activity. Bases 221 to 1432 code for a protein of 403 amino acids.